AUGACAAAGGUUCCAUCAAGGAAAUAAACUUGUCUUCAGAUUCUUCUGGUGACAGCCCAGUGGAAUCUUCCUCUGAUAUGUCUGAUUCCUCCUCGUCCUCAUCAGAGGAGGACAAGAUAAAAAAGAGAAAGAAGAAGGGAAAAGGGAAAAAAUAUAGGAAGAAGUCAAAGAAAAUCAAACCAAAGACACGGCAGAGAGCCCAAACUCCAGACCAGGUGGUGGACCGGUACAAAAGAAUUCUUAGAAAGUUCAGUAAAGGAGGGACCAUGUCUGCUGCUUUCAAGCAUGUUGGAGUAGACAGGAACACGGUGGUGGUCAAUGCUCCAAUCGCAGAGCUGUUCAUUGCUGCGCCUGGCAAGUACAAGGAAAUCCUUAAAAACCACAAUAAUGUGAAGAAACUCAGCGUGUUUGCCACACAGUGUGCCACUGCUAUUCAGGAGGACCAAGGAAUAGAGGACACAAUCACAGCCUAUAAGGCUUCUGGAAAGCUUCUGCCCCUAAAAAAAAAGUGAGCUCUGAUGCUGGGGUAGGAGAUCUAUUCUAAAGUUGUUUUAGUUACAUUUUGACAUUGAAAGAUUUUAUAUUAUUAUUUUAUGAAGAUUUUA
Messenger RNA from Etheostoma spectabile (orangethroat darter), 605 nucleotides. Its product is annotated as coiled-coil domain-containing protein 106. Lineage: Eukaryota; Metazoa; Chordata; Actinopteri; Perciformes; Percidae. Gene Ontology annotation, cellular component: nucleoplasm. The transcript has 2 exons. The record is from RefSeq and is a predicted model, not a curated record. Bases 78 to 512 code for a protein of 144 amino acids.